AUGGUGUGCAACGAAUGCGAGAAAAAACUCACAAAAAUUGUUGGAGUCAACCCGUACCGUAAUAAGAAAACAAAUUUAGCAAAUGGCAAGGUUCCAAAGGUUUCAACAGCCAAGAAUUCAUUAUUUGAAAGUGGGAAAAAAUCAACAAUUGUUGGUCUAAAAUGUAAAUUGUGCAAGAUGCUUAUACAUCAGGUAGGAAGUCACUAUUGCUCCACAUGCGCAUAUCAAAAAGGAAUUUGUGCAAUGUGUGGGAAAAAAAUUUUAAAUGUGAAAGGACUUCGACAAUCAACAACAAUGAUUGGAAGUCGGUAUUUAUUAUACAAAGUGCCGAAGAGGUCAAUAUGUUCGCCUGGAACCGAAAUUAAUAGCUAUACAACUUCUAUAAAUGCUAAUACCGGAGUGAAGUCGAUUUUGAAAGUUGAGGAGAAAAAGCGGGUUUCAAAAAAGACCAGAAAACAGUUCGAUCUACCACCUGAGGCAGUAAUUGGCCUCCGAAAUGCUAUAAUCACAUGUGAUCGUUCAGCUGGCCAAUUACAAAACGAAGCCGAUCAAUUGGCGAGUAAAUUGGAAAAUCGAAAUUUUCCGGAAUCUCCGGAAAAAGUGAAAAUGUUGCGAGACGAAAUAAAACGCAAAUUGAAAGCGGAAAUGAGUGCUGACAAGCUGACUGAUCUCGAUGAGUUUGACGCGACACAACAAAGCUAUCGUUUUCGAAACGAGGUCGACAAAUUGAUAAAAAAAGCGAAUUUCAAUUGGAGGCCUCUGGAGAUAACGAGCAAAGAGAGCGCGGCGAGCUAUGCCCUAGCCAGAAUUGCGGCGAAUUACGCGGAAAUUUCGCGAUGUCUUGAAGAGCUGCCGCAAUUCACACCAUCGUCGGUAUUAGACUACGGUAGUGGAAGCGGAGCGGGUUUUUGGGCGGUCAUGUCGAAAUGGCCUCGACGGCAGAUCGAUGAGAUCACAAUGGUCGAUAUUUCGGAUUCGAUGACGCGAUUUUGCAUGGACACUAUUCGCAAAACUGAAGAAACGAAUGAUCGCCGUCCGCUUCUCCAUGAUAACGUCAAUUUUCGACGAAGCUUGAUACCGUCGUUAAGUACAUGCUACGAUUUAGUAAUAGCACAUAGAGUAUUAUCAGAGAUUGGAUCAGCGCAGAGUAGACUGCAACUAAUUGAAUCGCUUUGGAAGCGCACCAACAAAUACCUUAUUCUCAUUGAAUCCGCCCAACCUGGAUCGUUCAGUGGGAUUCUGGAAGCUAGAGAUUAUUUAUUAACACUGGGAACAGAAGUCGAUUAUUCAGCGUUUCUUCAACUAUUGGAGGAAGAGAAUAAAUUGACGCGAGACAUUGUCGAUGUUGUCGAGGAUUCGAACCUGAGCCACUAUGAGAAAUUCGUGAUUCUCAAUGAAAAGAAUCCAUCGUCGCAGGCGGUUCCGACGAUUCUGCCGCCGGCGACAGUGUUGGCUCCAUGCCCGCAUGAUUUGGGAUGCCCAAUGAGGGCAAAACGUUCGUGCACAUUUUCGGCGCGAUAUAAAGCCAUUCGAGCCGACGGAAGAAAAUCGAAGAGGGAGUCUGAUGGCACAGAAGUCACCAAGUUCACGUUUGUUAUCAUGGAGAAGGGCCAGCGGCGAGUAGGCGAGCAGAACGACCGAAUUCUAAUGAAUCGAAAGCUUGGCGGUCAUGUUACCUGUGAUGUCUGCACCGCAUUUAGUGGAAUUGAGCGCUUCACAUUAACCAAGAAAAAGCAUGGAAAUGUCUAUUCUCAGCUUCGAUCUCGACGAGACGGCGACGUAUUUCCGGCGGAUUUGAAGAAAUUGACUGGAAGCGGAAUGUUCAAUGUUGUCCUUGAUGAUUAA
Molecule: messenger RNA, 1845 nt
Organism: Caenorhabditis bovis
Lineage: Eukaryota; Metazoa; Nematoda; Chromadorea; Rhabditida; Rhabditidae
Source: the annotation of a GenBank genome assembly